UGGCAGCGGCUCGAAGAGCGGUGGAAUGAUAUCCAAGUGGGCCGUCAAGGUUCGUACUCCGUCGAGCGUCUUGAGAGUUUGGCCCACUACUGCAAAACCACGUCACGCACUCGAGUCAUUCUCGUUUGCGUAUGUACGCCAUUACCGACACUUACAUUCGUACUGUUGCUCGAGUGUUUGCCACUUCGACCCCCAUCUGAAGGGUGGGCUGCCAACUGGAUACUCUGGCUUCGCUUGGGCUUGAUGGUGUUCGGAAUAACCUUUGUAGGGAUCUCCGACCUGAUCUUGUUUAUCCCAAAUUUCGACUUCUCAAGUCGCAAGCGGUUAAUUGUAGCACUUGGGUGCGCCGUGGGCUACGUGGGGUCGUGUUUACUUGGUGCAGCAAACGAUAUCGUUGGGUUCCCGAUUCCGUUCAUUUGGCAAUUUGGGGGUCUGUUGCUCGGGAUUUUUCUCCCGAUAAUGGGUUCUACCCCGUUCGCAAGCAACUCGUCGUUCCGUCCAUACUUCGAGAAAUAUUGUAAACUUCUUUUUGGCUUUAUGACGCUUGCCGGCGUAUUUCCGCUCUUCAAAGUUUUGUACGACCUCGUGCCUGUAGCGUAUCGAGGCGGUGCUCUGAUCGUACUGCCAGUAUGGAAA
Molecule: messenger RNA, 636 nt
Organism: Phytophthora sojae
Lineage: Eukaryota; Oomycota; Peronosporomycetes; Peronosporales; Peronosporaceae
Exons: 1
Source: RefSeq, a predicted model, not a curated record